Molecule: messenger RNA, 1001 nt
Organism: Cynara cardunculus var. scolymus (artichoke)
Lineage: Eukaryota; Viridiplantae; Streptophyta; Magnoliopsida; Asterales; Asteraceae
Product: NDR1/HIN1-like protein 26
Exons: 1
Coding region: 1-843 (280 amino acids)
Cellular component (GO): plasma membrane
Source: RefSeq, a predicted model, not a curated record
AUGACAGAUACCGUCUACCCUUCAUCAAAGCCCAACGGCACCUCCUCCGCCGCCGUCGACGCUCCCACUACCCAAAAACCACAACCACCACCGGCGAACAAAUCCCAGCUUUACAACCCUAAUCUCAAUCGCCACCCUUACCGACCAAACCCUAACAUCUACCACCGCAACCACCGCCGCAGCUACUUCUGCCUAUGCUGCUUCUGGUCAAUCCUCAUCAUAAUCCUCCUCCUCCUCCUCGCCACCAUCGCCGGCUGUAUCCUCUACCUCCUCUACCGCCCUCACCGUCCGACAUUCUCCAUCACCUCGCUCAAAAUCUCCCAAUUCAACCUCACCACCACCGCCGACGACACAACACACCUCACAUCCAGGCUCAAUCUCACCCUCUCCACCAAAAAUCCAAAUAAGAAAGUUGUGUUUUACUACGAUCCAAUCGCAAUCACAUGUUUAUCAGAUGAAACUCAAAUUGCAAACGGAUCGUUUCCGGAUUCCUUUGCUAGUAAUCCGAAUAACAUCACCGUCAUUCGUUCGUCAUUGUAUAGCAACUCUCUGCUUCUCGAAACGACUACGGUGAACCAGAUCAGAUCAGAUCUGAAGAAGAAAUCUGGAUUGCCGUUGAAGAUAUUGCUUGAUACUGAAGCUCGAGUGAAGAUCGAAUCAAUUAGAAGCAAAAAAGUUGGGAUUCGGAUCGAAUGCGAAGGAAUUCAUAGCCUCAUUCCAAAGGGUGGUGGUGGUGGUAAGUCCAGAAAUUCAUCGGCAUCAUCGGUAACUGCCACCGUUUCUGACGCUAAAUGCAAAGUCGAUCUUCGGAUCAAGAUCUGGAAAUGGACCUUUUCAAGUUAGCAAUCUUCACACAAAUUGAUUUGGGGUUUUUCCAUAUAUCUUUAAUUUUGAUUAUUAACUUGUUGAGGAUUUGAAUCACGAGGAUGAAACUAAUUUUUCAUGAAUCUUCACUGAAAUCAUUGUAAUUGUUUUCAUACAUUUUCCCCCUUUUUCGUUAA